Messenger RNA from Carcharodon carcharias (great white shark), 2758 nucleotides. It is a transcript of the gene rasef, whose product is annotated as RAS and EF-hand domain containing. The record is from RefSeq and is a predicted model, not a curated record. NCBI's taxonomy places the organism in Eukaryota, Metazoa, Chordata, Chondrichthyes, Lamniformes, Lamnidae. Gene Ontology annotation, molecular function: GTPase activity; calcium ion binding; GTP binding. The transcript has 18 exons. The coding region runs from base 1 to 2226 and encodes 741 amino acids.
AUGGAAAAAGAGGAGACGAGACUACGCGCCCUCUUCCACGCCUGCGAUACUAACCGUUCCGGCCGCAUCGAGUAUGAUGAAUUUUUCACAGUCUGCCGGGAGCUACAAGUACGGGAGUCCCAGAUCGGAGUGAUCUUUCACAAACUCGACUCCAACAGGGACGGCUCCAUCAACUUCCGCGAGUUCACCGAAGGGUUUCAAGAAGUUUCCGAGAUGAUCAACUUCGAGGCUUUGGGUACUGAGCCUGACUGGGACGAAUUCCAGCAAAGACUGGGCGACGAAGCCAGGUUCAUUCCAAGACCCGCACAGGUUGCUGCUCUUUACCAGAACCUGAAAACAACAGAACCCAGGCUGAUUCGUCAAUAUGAAUCUGUGGUCACGAAUUUUAUUCACGAUAUUACAUUGCAGAAUGCAGAGUUGGAAAAACUAGCUCAAACUGUGAAAAGGGCACAGGAUGAGGCUGCACAGCAAGUGAGUGAGCUAGAGGAGGAUGCUGAUCAGCGAAUAAAGGUUGCGGUUCUGAAUUGCCAAAAGGAGGAACAAAGAAAAGCUGAGUUUGCUCUCAGUAACCUAAAGCACCAAUAUGACUGUAACGUAAAUGAACUCCAGAAAACAGUCACAAAACUGAGAAAGUUAGAAGAACAAUACAGAUCGUUUAGCCCAAAGGAGGAGAGCAUUGCAUUGAAAAGAAAAAUAAAUGAUUUUACUUUGGAAAAUGAUAAACUGAGGAAAGAACUACUCGAAGCCCAAACAAACAUAAUGCUGCUGCAGAGUGAAAUAGAUACUUUGAAAAGUGAUUAUGCAGAUCAGAGUUUGAAUUUCGAACGGAAUCAUUUAAUGGUCAGAGGGUAUACAGAUGAUAGGGACAACCUAACACGACAGAUUGAAAUGCUUCAGUCAGCUAACAGAAAGCUUCAUGAUAGCAACGAUGGCUUGCGAUCUGCCCUUGAAACCAGUUUCAGCAAACAUAACAAAUCUUUGCACGCAGCAAAUUCUUCACCAGGAAAUGCCAUGUUCAGAAGCAGCCCAAAACUCUGUGGGUACCAGUCUCCUCAGAUUUUAUCAUAUGACAGGUCACCCAGGUCCUCUUACCUAGAUGAAGACAUGGAGUCACUGGCUCUGUGUGACCCCAUGCGCAAGACCAGCUGUGAAGUUGAAAGCUUAACUGAAAGCUGCUUUGACAGUGGCAUGUCCACAAUGAGAGAUUCAAAUGAAUAUGAUUCUGAAGGUGAAUUCAAACAUCAAAGGAAUUUUGAAAGGGAACAUUGUGCGCAAGAGGCCUUUGGAGGAGAUGCUUCUGACACAGAUGUGCCUGAAAUCCGAGAUGAAGUAGCUUUUAGCCAAGAUAGUACAAGCACUGUUCUGGAGUGGAAGCCAUCUCAUGCAGUGAGCCGGAGCAGUUCUGGAGCCUCUUCACGAGGCUAUAAUAACACUGCAUUUUCACAACAGGAUAAGGUGCCUUUUAGCCAGGACAAGACAAACAGUGUUAUGGACUGGAAUCCCUCCCAAGCAGUGAGCCGGAGCAAUUCUGGAGCCUCUUCAUCACGGCGCUGUAUCUCUGCAUUCUCACCACAGCCUAAUAGCACAACUGGGAACUUCAAAUACCCUCAGUCAGAAAAGGCUUUCAAGAUAGUGCUCGCUGGGGAUGCAGCCGUGGGCAAAUCCAGCUUUCUUCUACGACUCUGCAAAAAUGAAUUUCGUGGGAACACCAGUGCCACUUUAGGAGUCGAUUUUCGGAUGAAAACUUUGAUUGUUGAUGGAGAGCAAACAGUGUUGCAGUUAUGGGACACUGCAGGCCAAGAAAGAUUUCGAAGCAUUGCUAAAUCGUAUUUUAGGCGUGCAGAUGGUGUUUUAUUGCUGUAUGAUGUCACCUGUGAGAAAAGUUUCCUCGAUAUACGAGAGUGGGUUGACAUGAUUGAGGAUUCAACCAAUGAAAAUAUUCCGAUUAUGUUGGUGGGGAACAAGGCGGACCUAAGAAACAGAGUGAAUCAAGAAGGGCAAAAGUCUGUCCCUACCAGCUAUGGGGAGAAACUGGCCAUGACAUACAACGUGCUGUUCUGUGAAACAAGUGCCAAGGAUGGUUCAAACAUUAUUGAAGCAGUGCUUCACCUUGCUCGGGAAGUGAGGAAAAAAGCAGAUGAAGAAACAGAUGAGGACUCUGUAACUAAUUUGUCCAACACACACUUGAACAAGAAGCUACCCAUGAAAAACUGCUGCACUACUUAACUAUGAAGAAGAAUCAAUAAUUGAACUGCUUUGCAUUUUUGCAUAUUUUUUGUGACCAUGAUACAUUGUUUAGCACCUUAGAAAAUACAGGAUGAUGGAGGUUACAGUGAUGAAAGAGCUGAAAUAUGAAGGGUCGACCAAAUGUAAAGAUGGUGGAAGAGCAAGAUGAAAUUAGAAUAUAAAAUAAAGUAGUUAGCUAUGUUUGUGCUUCGUUUAUUCCAAUGAACAAUGAGAUCAUUCUCCUAUGUUGUGAAAGGAUUAGCCAACAAGAUGGCUAUUUGAAGGAAAAGUGUCUUGGUCUCCUUAAUUAUGUUUGUAUAUAGUGGUCUUAUUUACAUUUCAAAUUUAAAGUAUGUUUCUAGAAAAACUGCCUAAGAUUGUAUUUUGGAUAUUAUUUUGUCUCCUGUUACCUCCAUAAAUGUAUUUAUUUUUUAAACACAAUUAAUGUAAACAUAGCCUUUACACAAUACUUAGAAAUGUAAAUAAAUUAUUUUUGUGACUGAGGUAGAAGGAUAUUAAGGUGUUCUGUAAC